CGAAACGUCAGCUUUUGUGCUCCUGAGAUGCUGCUUGGCCUGCUGUGUUCAUCCAGCCUCACAUUUUAUUAUCUUCAAAUUCUCCAGGGUCUGCAGUUCCCAUUAUCUCUGAUACAAAAUGAUUUAAGACUACACUCCGCCGAUUCGUCAGGAGCUCAGCUUUUGUUUCGAGAGGAGAGAGAGACACCGGCGUAAUUUAUCCUCCUUUAGCCCGCAUUAAAGAUAAUAUAAUUUAUGCUCUGCUUCUUUUCUUACACUUUUGGUUGUAGGUGCAGGAGAGGAUGGUAAAUGGUGUAUCGAAUGUACUGAUGUGAAGCCGUGGUUUCUGGCGUUGCCUUGGAAACCGGGCGCAGGGAGGCUGUGGCCUGGAGAGGACGAUGGACGGAGGGGAUGAGCCGGUGGUCUGCGGCCUGGACUCUAGGUAGGAAUCGAAGGGGGUUUCCUGAGGUUCUUCAUCGCCGGAAUGUUUUCCCCGAGAGCGGCCCUCCACCCCCGCAGUCUCAGAUACUGACAGAAAACAAUUCCCCUACUUUUUCCAAAGAUUGAACACUUGCACUGAUGGUGGACGCAGAUUCAAGCCUCGGCUUUCAGAUGACGGGAACCGGAUAAGCUCCUGCUUGUGGAAGAAACCGGUUUGCGAGGCCAAGAAAAUUGUGUGACUGGCCUGGCCAGCUUGUUCUAUCUAAAGAGGUAGCAUAGGUUUGAUGGGCCGAUUGGCCUUCCGCGCCAUACUACAUGAGAAUUCGGUUUAUUGACACGCCAACUCAAGUACAGGAGUACCGUGAAAAGUGUACAAAUUCGACGUUCCUGGUGCCAUCCUCGGCACAAAAGAACUUAAACAUAAAAUCUCACGUACAAUGUAGGAAAAUAAAGCAAUAAAUUACGAGUUCAACUUUACUAUUCUUAGUAUAAAUUAUAUAAAAAGGGAAUAUUGUUUAAAUUUCACGUUGUAAUCUUUGUGUAACCAUGGGCUGCAGUCAUUCCACACGGGGCAGUCUCCACAAGGAUACACAUUUUCCCCCUGCACUGAGCUCACACACCCUACAGGGACGUGCUGACCCCCAUACUGGGCUGAAUUCCUCAAUGCUAACCUGGGCUCGCCUGCCAGUUUACCAGUGAAUGACAUCUGUUCUGUAAUUUUACGUUGCAUAUCCUCAGGAUGCUUUGCCUUGAGUUGGAAGGUCUUAUCUCCCAUUCAUGGCUUGAUAGCACAAGCUGGAAAGGAGGGCUGGUAUUGCUAUGACCAUUGUAUGUACCAGGGAGCCAGUUACUUUCUCUUUCACAAUAUGCUUAUUACAGUAAUGUCCUGUGUUCGACAAACAACAAUGCGACUGCAGAUUAUUUGAAUGUUAAGUAUUGGCCAAAACAUUGGGAAUAAUUCCUCUACUCCUCUUUGAUAUGGUAUUGUGAGACCUUUUACAACCAAGUGAGUGGACAAGUGAUGCCUGAAUUGAAUGACUCAUUCGGAAUGCCUGUGAAGGUGCAGAACCUCCUCACUCCUGCAUGGAACACUCAGCCUAGAUGUUGUGCUCAAGGCCUGUAGCCACGGAUCAUUUGGGUGAAGAAGUGAAUUCCCAGAUUUUUAACUUGGCAGCUGAAGUUGCAGAAAGCUCAAAUGAUAAGAUUCCUAUCCUCCUGCUAAAACUGAAAGAAAUCCUGAAGGAACCACCUGUAGAAAGCAAAGAGCAACAGAAACUAAAAGAGGAUAUUUAUUAUUAUGACCUGAUUCAAUAUUGUAUAUUGGUGCUUAAACAAGACUACCACAACAUUCCAGGAAGCUGGUCCACGGCAGUAGAUCUGGCUGAGAUAGUCAGUACUGUCUGUGUGGGUCUGAAUCCAAAGGAAGAUGUUGAAGAGUUUUAUGGAAAGGUUUUGCCAUCAGCUGCAGACAAUCUGAUGCUGCUGGCACGCCGCCUGCAAGUUCGAUUCCUCCAAGCUGUUGAGAAUGACGUCAAGCAAGAUUUUCUGCGCUGUUUCCUCAAUGUGACUAACUCCCUUUGCUGGCUUCUUAGUGACCACAUUGAGCUGAUUCAACAUGUGCUUCAGUCUGAUCGUCUCCUUCAGUUGUUACUCACUGACGAUGUGGAAACUGGAGCCGUUAUGGUGUCUAUCCUGCUUGGUAUUCUGCAGGUGAAUCGGACAGUAUUGUUCUCUAUGGAAGAGAAAAAUGUCCGCAUAAUCCUGGAUGAAUUAAUUUACAAGCUUUUUGCAACCACCAAUCCAGUUAUAGGAAACACAUCGAUCAAACUCAUGCUGUUGAUAGCAGAGACCCAUCCUCCCACCUUGAAGAUACUUUGCAACGAUUACAAAGGUUUACGUCCUCUCUUGAAACAAUGGACAGGAAGAGGCUUUGACAAGGAGUUAAAUCAUCUUUUGGAACUCCUUUAUGCUGGGUCCACACAAGGAGUAAGCCAACAGAAGUUCCACAGAUCUGCAUGCUUGAUCCAAGCAGCAUGGAGAGCAUAUCAGAUUAGAAAACGGGUGAAGAGUCUUCCAAAAGUGGUGACAACUUUACAAAGGAGUUUCAGGGCAAAACGUGAGCGGGAAAUUCAACAACUGGAGAAAAGAAGAGAGGAGGAGGAGCUUAAACAUCUGCUUCAGCUAAGACGACAUCGAGCUCUCCGAGAGUUUCAGCAGCGCCAACUGAGCUUACUGGAAUUAGUUCCUGCAAGUGAAGUGAACAAGUAUCUUCAGGAAGAGAGAGAACGGUCAGCACUGAUUAUUCAGAAGGUCUGGCGUGGACACAGUCUCAGAAAGGACUUUGACAAACGGAAACAGGCCCUUAAGGAAUUCAAAGCAGCUGUUGUUAUCCAGAGAGCUGUCUUGAAAUUCUUAAAAAAGCGUCAAAACCUGAGAAUGCGCAUCAUGCUCUGGCAGGGAUCAACAGGUCUCACCGACACACGGAGACUCGAACUGCGUGCUAAAGUGGAUGCAUAUGCCAAACUUCAUCCAGUUCCUCAAGUGUCCGAGGAGACAACAAAAGAGCGACAUUCCCAGGCUCAGGAGAUGUUGGGCCAGUACCUCAUGAAGAGAAACUUGGAGCGGAAGUCGGAGCAGCGGCAGGAGGCACUGCUUGCCCAAAUCAGCACAGACAUUGAGCUACUGAUGAAUGCUCCAGGUUUGAAGGAGGCCACAGAGAUGGAUGUGGAGGUGUUCAGUAGCAGGUCCGGACCUAUUACAGCCAAGGCAAGGCAGUCCCACAACACCAUGCUACAGCACACAUGGGGGCCCUGGUGGAAGAAGCUGGGUGAUGAGUUUCAGGAUCCUGAAAUGAUCUACACUGAGGACAUGGAUAUUGAUCUGAUGUUGUGACGUAGGUACCUUAAAAACACUGGCUGGGUGCCGCCACAUAUUGGCUGAACAUAGGCCUGAAUGGCAAGUGGGUAGCCCAUGACUCCAUGGUGUGUGUAGCUGAUAAGUAUGGUCCUCACUGGUAGGACAUGUUCUAAACAUGAGCACUUGUGUGCUUGCUCUGGGUACUUUUGUCAGGAGCUACAAGAAGAAAAGGUAGGAUUUGUAUGGUGCUUUUUUUAAAAGCCGCUGAUGCAGUGUAGGAAAAGCAGCAGCUGAUUUGCACAAGGCAAGAUUCCAAAUUCAGUGAUGUUAAUCUGUUUCAGUUGCAUUUUUUGAGUGGUGAAUGUUAUUGAGGAGAACUCUAUUGCUCUUCUUCCCCUGGACAAGCAGAUAGGCACACAGUUCAUCGAGAAGUUGGCUUUGUGGCAGUGCAACAACGCCCCAGAAAAAGCUGCAUCACAGAUGUUAAUCUGAGAUAGUAGGCACUGCCGAUGCUGGAGUCUGAGAUAACAAGGUGCGGAGCUAGAUGAACACAGCAGGUCAGGCAGCAUUAGAGGAGCAGGAAAGCUGGCAUUUCGGGUCUGGACCCUUCUUCAAAAAUGGGGGAGGGGAAGGGGGCUCUGAAAUAAAUUAGAGAAAGGGGGAGGAAAUGAUUGAAGGUGAAUAGUGAAGCAGAUAGGUAGAGAGAAGACGGACAGGUCAAGGAGGUGGGAAUGAAGCAAGUAAAGGUGAGUGUAGUUAGGGAGUGUUAAUCUGUUGUGUUGGUGUCACGUGAGGGGUAAAUGUGGAUCCCUAGCAUUGGGAGGCUGUAGAGUGAACAGCAAGGCCAGAAAAAUUUGGAAUUCUCAGCCCAGAAAUAGGCGUCUGAUGACAAGCACAUAAGACAACACACAGCACAGAAAAAGCCAAAUGCAAGAUAUUGCUUCGAUAAAAUACAGGCAGAAGAUCUAAACAAGUAAAGACAAAACUUGGACCCUUAGGAAAAUGUUUCAGACAAAGAAAAUGAUGAAUAUCUGAAGUGAAUUUCCAGACCAGAUAGUGGAUGCAAAGACCUUGGAUGUUUUAAGAAACAAUUGAGCGUGUUAUAAGUGGAGGUAUAUUUUCUCUGAAUGGGUAGAAUACAAUGGGAUGAAUGACC
This is a messenger RNA of Stegostoma tigrinum, 4432 nucleotides long. RefSeq names its product IQ calmodulin-binding motif-containing protein 1-like. The record is from RefSeq and is a predicted model, not a curated record. Gene Ontology annotation, cellular component: cilium. Bases 1522 to 3312 code for a protein of 596 amino acids. Lineage: Eukaryota; Metazoa; Chordata; Chondrichthyes; Orectolobiformes; Stegostomatidae. The transcript is spliced from 14 exons. Gene Ontology annotation, molecular function: calmodulin binding. Gene Ontology annotation, biological process: cilium assembly.